Molecule: messenger RNA, 315 nt
Organism: Prorocentrum cordatum
Lineage: Eukaryota; Dinophyceae; Prorocentrales; Prorocentraceae
Source: the annotation of a GenBank genome assembly
AUGGUCGCCGCCCUCGCGGAUGGUCGCCACAUGGAGGUCACCGUAACAGUCAUGCUCAGGAGCGAUGGCACGGCUGUGGGCCGCGGCCAGAGAGACGACGGCCGAAGCAAGGUUCGCGGCUUUGGUCGCGGGCUUUCUCUUUUCAUCUUUCUCUCUCUCUCUCUCUCUCCCUCGCCCUCCCUUCUCUCGCGCAAGGCUGCCGCUGGAGGAGCGGCAGCACGGUCCUUCUCAGGAGUGACGGCAGCGCCGCGGCCUGCGGCCAGAGCGCCCCUCACUGGCGUCGCGCCUUAUUCGCGGCCUCGCAUCUGGAGGUGA